AUGUCAACCAAACCACUGGCCUGUGUCCUACUGCUGUCACUGCUUCACACCUGCUCUCUGACACUGGAGUACGAGGACUACGAGGAUGUCACAGUGAACCAAAUGCUGGCUCCUAAAUCACAUGAAACCGACGCCACGGAAAUACUCAACAAUCUGCUGAAAGAGUACGAUAAGAAACUCAGACCGGAUAUCGGAGUUAAACCAACUGUCAUAGAUGUCGACAUAUUUGUGAACAGCAUUGGACCAGUGUCUUCAAUAAAUAUGGAAUACCAAAUCGACAUCAUCUUUGCCCAGACGUGGAUUGACAGCCGUCUGAGAUACAACAGCACAAUGAAGAUACUGACUCUAAACAGCAAUAUGGUCGGACUUAUUUGGCUGCCAGACACCAUCUUCAGGAACUCCAAGAAUGCGGAUUCCCAUUGGAUUACGAUGCCGAACCAGCUGCUCAGAAUAUGGAAUGAUGGGAAAAUACUUUACACCUUAAGACUGACAAUAAACGCAGAAUGCCAGCUUCAGCUGCACAACUUUCCCAUGGACGAGCACUCCUGCCCUCUCAUCUUUUCCAGCUAUGGAUACCCACGAGACGAGAUGAUUUACAAGUGGAGGAAGAACUCUGUGGAGGCGUCUGAUCAAAGAAACUGGCGUCUCUACCAGUUUGAUUUUAUGGGCCUGAGAAACACUACAGACAUAAUAAAGACUACAGCAGGGGACUAUGUGGUGAUGACGGUGUUCUUUGACCUGAGCAGGAGAAUGGGCUACUUCACCAUCCAGACUUACAUCCCCUGCAUCCUCACCGUGGUCCUCUCCUGGGUGUCCUUCUGGAUCAAAAAGGACGCCACGCCAGCCAGAACGGCUUUAGGUAUCACCACAGUUCUGACUAUGACUACUCUCAGUACUGUGGCCAGGACGUCAUUACCCAGAGUGUCUUAUGUCACUGCCAUGGACCUGUUUGUCUCUGUCUGCUUCCUGUUUGUCUUCGCUGCUCUGAUGGAGUAUGCAACAUUGAAUUACUACUCAAACAGCGCCAGAAAACUCAGCUGUAUGAAGCCUAAACGACCAAACUACUCUGUCCUGGACGUGCGACCUCCACACACCGUCAUCACUCUGAACAACUCCAUGUACUGGCAGGACUUUGAGGACGCUUGCGUAUACGAGUGUCUGGAUGGGAAAGACUGCCAGAGCUUCUUCUGCUGCUUCGAGGAGUGUAAAGAAGGUGGAUGGAGAAAAGGACACAUCCACGUAGAUCUACUUGAACUGGAUGCGUACUCACGCGUCUUUUUCCCCACCUCCUUCAUACUCUUCAACGUGGUCUACUGGGUGGGCUAUCUCUACCUUUAG
Messenger RNA from Pleuronectes platessa (European plaice), 1338 nucleotides. Its product is annotated as gamma-aminobutyric acid receptor subunit gamma-3. Gene Ontology annotation, molecular function: benzodiazepine receptor activity; GABA-gated chloride ion channel activity; GABA-A receptor activity. Bases 1 to 1338 code for a protein of 445 amino acids. Gene Ontology annotation, cellular component: postsynapse; synapse; dendrite membrane. Gene Ontology annotation, biological process: gamma-aminobutyric acid signaling pathway; signal transduction; synaptic transmission, GABAergic. NCBI's taxonomy places the organism in Eukaryota, Metazoa, Chordata, Actinopteri, Pleuronectiformes, Pleuronectidae. The transcript is spliced from 9 exons. The record is from RefSeq and is a predicted model, not a curated record.